Molecule: messenger RNA, 5501 nt
Organism: Rattus norvegicus (Norway rat)
Lineage: Eukaryota; Metazoa; Chordata; Mammalia; Rodentia; Muridae
Gene: Lrrc15
Product: leucine rich repeat containing 15
Exons: 2
Coding region: 93-1829 (578 amino acids)
Biological process (GO): regulation of postsynaptic membrane potential
Cellular component (GO): plasma membrane
Source: RefSeq, marked validated
ACUCAUGCUGCAGUCUUGAGCCUGUCCUGGUCCUCCUCCUCUCUUCGCUGCCUCCCUCUUGUUGAUCCGGCAGCCGCGUGGAGCUGCUGGCCAUGCCGCUGAAACAUUACCUCCUCUUGCUGGUGGGCUGCCAGGCCUGGGCUCUAGGUUUGGCCUACUAUGGCUGCCCCAGUGAAUGCACCUGUUCCCGGGCCUCCCAGGUGGAGUGCACAGGAGCGAGGAUUGUGGCGAUGCCUACCCCCCUGCCCUGGAAUGCUAUGAGCCUGCAGGUCGUUAACACGCACAUUACUGAGCUCCCUGAGAACCUGUUCCUCAACAUUUCAGCGCUCAUUGCCCUAAAGAUGGAGAAGAAUGAGCUGUCAACCAUCAUGCCGGGUGCCUUCCGCAAUCUGGGCUCUCUGCGCUACCUCAGCCUCGCCAACAACAAACUGAGGAUGCUGCCCAUCAGGGUCUUCCAGGACGUAAACAAUCUGGAGUCCCUUCUGCUCUCCAAUAACCAGCUGGUGCAGAUCCAGCCAGCCCAGUUCUCCCAGUUUAGUAAUCUUAGGGAACUCCAGUUGCAUGGCAACAAUCUGGAAUCCAUUCCCGAAGAAGCCUUCGACCACCUAGUAGGACUCACCAAACUCAACCUGGGCAGGAACAGCUUCACCCACCUAUCGCCUAGGCUCUUUCAGCAUCUGGGCAACCUCCAGGUGCUCCGGCUACACGAGAACAGGCUUUCAGACAUCCCCAUGGGCACGUUCGAUGCACUCGGCAACCUCCAGGAGCUUGCCCUCCAAGAGAACCAGAUUGGCACCCUCUCCCCUGGCUUGUUCCACAAUAACCGUAACCUCCAGAGACUGUAUCUGUCCAACAACCACAUCUCCCAGCUGCCCCCUGGCAUCUUCAUGCAGCUGCCCCAGCUUAACAAGCUCACACUCUUUGGGAAUUCCCUGAGGGAGCUUUCCCCGGGGGUCUUCGGGCCCAUGCCCAACCUGAGGGAGCUUUGGCUCUACAACAACCACAUCACCUCCCUCGCCGACAACACCUUCAGCCACCUGAACCAGCUGCAGGUCCUGAUUCUCAGUCACAACCAGCUCACUUACAUCUCCCCAGGAGCCUUCAAUGGGCUGACGAACCUCCGAGAACUGUCCCUCCACACCAACGCUCUACAGGACCUGGACAGCAACGUCUUCCGAUCGCUGGCCAACCUGCAGAACAUCUCGCUCCAGAGUAACCGCCUCCGACAGCUUCCGGGCAGCAUCUUUGCCAACGUCAACGGCCUCACAACCAUCCAACUGCAGAACAACAAUCUAGAAAACUUGCCUUUGGGCAUCUUUGAUCACUUGGUGAACCUGUGUGAGCUUCGCCUCUACGACAACCCCUGGAGAUGUGACUCAGAUAUCCUCCCACUUCAUAACUGGCUCCUUCUCAACAGAGCCAGGCUGGGGACAGACACUCUUCCAGUGUGUUCCAGUCCCCCCAACGUCCGAGGCCAGUCCCUCGUCAUCAUCAAUAUCAAUUUCCCUGGACCCAGUGUCCAGGGCCCAGAGACCCCUGAAGUACCUAGUUACCCAGAUACGGCCAGCUAUCCCGACACCACAUCUGUUUCCUCUACCACGGAGAUCACCAGCGCCGUCGACGACUACACCGAUCUAACCACCAUUGAAGCCACCGAUGACCGAAAUACGUGGGGCAUGACUGAGGCCCAGAGCGGGCUGGCCAUUGCUGCCAUCGUGAUCGGCAUCAUAGCUUUGGCCUGUUCCCUAGCCGCCUGCAUCUGCUGCUGCUGCUGCAAAAAGAGGAGCCAAGCAGUCCUGAUGCAGAUGAAGGCUCCCAAUGAGUGCUAGGGAGGCAGGCUCGAGCAGGGCUGGGGAAGGGUGAAACCAGAGGAUCUGAGAAUGUCACCGUGCAGCUUCCAAACCUGGGCCCACACAGCCAGGCUCUGGUGGCCCCAGGGGAAAUGUGCCCCCAUCUUGUCCUGUGCCCCUGAGUCUUCUGUAGAGAAGCAGGCAUUUCAGGACCUUCUAUUCCCAAAGGAAUCUAAUUGGUCAUUUUAAAAAAGCAAGACAGACAGACAGACAGACAGGAAGAAUCUAAUUGGUCAUUAAAAAAAAGCAAGCAAGCAAGAAAGACAGACAGACAGAAAGAGAGAGAGAGACAGAAAGAAAGAAAGAAAGAAAGAAAGAAAGAAAGAAAGAGAGAGAGAAAGAGAGAGAGAAAGAAAAAAAGAAAGAAACCAACCCAGGAAUCUCUAGGUCAGUACCUAGGAAACUUUCAGAGGGGCCCUCUCCACAUCCUCACUACUUCCAAGAACAAGUUUCCCUCUGCCCAGCCCCGUCCAGCCUCUGUAGACUUGAUGUCAAGGCCUGCUCACAUGGUGAGAUAGUUCUCUGCUGGCACAAUCAGUGCCUCAAAGUAUUACAUAUGCUGCUUUCUACCCCUUCCCCCUUGCUUCUCUUUUUAUGCCAUGGCUUGACUCUGUCUCUUCAAGCGAGGGAUCUCCCUUUGUUUAUCUGCUGCUGAAGGCAGACUAUGUUCUCUCUCCGAGAAGGUUUGACUCUUUUAGCUCACUGCGCCGGCUUGGAGGGUGCUCUGCAGGACAGAAAGACACCUGUGCCAUCUGAUUCCAGGCGGAAUUGUCAUAGGCAUCUGUUGCACCAAGUUCAGCCUUUUAGAGAAGACUGUUUAACAUCUCAAGCGUUCCUCCAAAGAGCUAACCCUUGAUGGUAUAACAAUCACGCUGAGUGGCUAAGUUCUCAGAACAUGAAAGUCAGCUGGUUGAAACUGGCUGAAGAAUGCAACCUGCUGCCGGGGGUCCUUGCACACCCUGCUGCGCUUGCCUCUUUCUGAUUCCGUAUUGAAGCAUCACACACAUACAGAAAGUGGGAGUGCGGUAGUGGACAGCCCCUGAGCGUUCUCAGUGAUCUCAAUAGAUACCUGGGUGAUUGGCAUGAUACCAAGGAAUGAUAUCGCAGUGCCCCCCACUCCAAGCUUGUCCUGGGGGACUUCUGAGGGUGCUGGAGACUUUCUAGCUUCCCACAGGCUAGUAGAGGAUUCUUACAACCUCCCCUUACCUCUCCAUGGCAAGCCUUUGCCAGGCCCAGCUGUUAGGAGUGAAAGAGAUGUAGGCGCAGUCAGGACAGGAGGCUGCCAUGCUGGCCAGACCAGAAGCGUAUGAACUACCGUGGUUUCCCCAACAGCAAGUCCUGUACUGCUCAUUGGCUGCAUUCUACUGAGCCUUUUAUGGGCAUUAUAGGCCCGUAUCUGUUUCUAAUUUCUGUUCUCCACUCAGGGGAAGCAAAAUAGCUCAGAGAUGAGAUCUUCCAGCUGAACGACCAAAUGAAACGGAAACCAGGAUUCCGUCUAUACUGUGGUCAAUUUUCCUUCAGCAUUAGUCAGCUGUAGCUAGACUACAGUGUGUUUACAGACAGCGGAUAUUGGGGUACGCUGGAAGCUCACAGGGUGUGGGGCUGCUCUGCAGAACCUUCUGCCUGUGGUCUGGUUGUGAGCUGAAUGGUUUAGUUUAGAGUUUUCUCUUUGGGUGACAGUCACAACACAUCCUCCUUGGGUCUCUUUCCUGCUACGCAUGUAUCUAUUUCUGUACAUUAAACAGUUCUGGUAAGACGACACAGCCUUCUCAGGAUGACUGAUACACCUGUGCAGAAGUCAAAGCUUUGAAACAAGUGAACAUGGUGGCUCAUGCCUUUAGCGAGUUCAAGGGUAGCCUGGUCUACAGAGUGAGUUCCAGGAUGGCCAGGGCUAUGUAGAAAGACCCUCCCUCAAAAACAACACAGGGAAGCAGAGAAUUUCAGGUUUCCCCACCAGUGAGGACAGGGAUUUGGAAAUCUAGAUCCAUGGGGUGCACUUCACAAACUCAAAGGCUGGAGAUAAAUGAGGUAAUGCUCACAAGGCAAAUUAGAAAUCCCCCUGGGUCUUGGCAAUGGGGAGCCUACACAAUGUCCAGACUUCCCCUCCAGAUCCCUGACAGAAUACUUCAGAAGGAAUGCUUGCGAGAGCCAGCACGCUCGGUGGCCCAGGGAAGCUGAUGUCGGUCAAAAGACAUCAUCUUUCCAAGGCCAAUCUGGGUCUCCAAAGUGUUUGCAAAGUCGCUAUAGCAACUGGUACGCACCAACCAAGGCUGUCUCCAACCCCAGAGUGAGUGUGGGCUUGCUUCUGCUGACUGUGGCUUGCUGGUAAGUCCUGGGGCGAAGGGAAGGAGCUGAGCCUGCUUUAUUGCAGAUGGAUGUUUGACACAGUACUAUGUUCCCCGGAAAUAGUUGUGACAUAACUCCUUGUGAAUUAUGUCCAGCCUCAGUGGGCUAGGGAUAGAGAGAGGUAGAAUCCAGUCAAUCAUAACCCGGAAACACUGGUCGCUUCUGACAUCGGCUAUGACAGUGGCAUACCUCACUGGCUCAAAGGCUGGUCUAAGGACAGCUGUCUUCUACCGGCUUCCCCAGGAGCAGAAAGCAAAGUAGACAGUUCCUCCAAAUCACAUCUUCUAGUUAGGGAAAGAGUUGCCAGAAACACUGGGUGGAGGGUCCUUUCCAGUAGGGUAAUCCAUUUUGCUCAGUUCUUGGGCUGGAAUGAGCUCUGUGGUCCCUCGAAGUCUGUGAGGGUGCAGAGUUCAACCCACUUAGCCCAUCUGUUCACUGUUUUCCGGACUACCACCCCAGCCUUUGUGCAGAUCGGGGAGAACAGUUGAUUCUGGAAGGCUAAUAAAGGCCAACUAGAACCAGCUUGUUAACAGAUAGAUGUUUGGAGGACUGGGUGUCCUUCAAAGCUCCUGAUGUGCAUUCUCCUAACCCUCUCGGCACCUUGCAAAAUUAGUUCCACCAUUAGCUUUUGUGUUGGGGUCUUUUCUGCGCAGUGCCCAGCAGACAAUCCCUGUAGAAACUUCAUGGGCUGUCUAGGGCUUUCGUCGGGAGACUGUAGGAGACAGCUACAGCUGGGGACUUGGAGCUUCUCACUCACAGCUGUACAGUUCCUGCAGGCAUCAAGAUGGCGGAAUGGAACUGUGGAAGCCAGUUCCAGCCUUGGGAGAGCAUGAACAGGCUAAUAACCUGAGUCAGGAAGCAGGCCUUGCAUGUGUCCCAGACUUAACUACUCAAAGAUUCGGCCCUGGACUCAGUGCUCAGAACCAGAUCUGGCCGUAGAAGAGAAUCUGACUGUUGAUGAUCUCAGGAGGGAAGCCAUUACUGUUGUUCGACAGAGUGUAGGUAACAGUUCCGUAGCAGGUAACUUCCACGUGGAGCCUCACCCAGUCAGGGCCCUUCUCCUAAAGAGAGAGCGUUCUUGCCUCCCAUUGCCUUCACUCUGCUUCUACAACAAUCAUGCUUGCCUUACUACUCGGUCUUUGCAAAUAGUCCCAGUUGCUUGGUAGUGCACUUAGAGAUUUCUAGGCUCCCGGGGUUUUAUAGAAUGUGAGCCCUGGUGGGCAGGGUUGGGGAAAUCUGUCCUUUGCUAGAUGCCGCUUGUAACAGACUUGGUGUCCAGGAUCAAUAAUAAACGGUGUACGGAGG